Molecule: messenger RNA, 640 nt
Organism: Hyalella azteca
Lineage: Eukaryota; Metazoa; Arthropoda; Malacostraca; Amphipoda; Hyalellidae
Exons: 5
Coding region: 122-640 (172 amino acids)
Source: RefSeq, a predicted model, not a curated record
GAAUAAGGUCACUGAUUCUUGAGUUGCUUUCAAUUAAUACUUGGACUUUGAUUACAAAUAAACUUCACUUUAACUUGAAACCUGCAAAAUUUGAUCAGUAUUAUGAUGAAUAAAUGAAGGCAUGCACAAUGUCUCUGAUGAUGCAGUCAACAGUGGCUGGCACGCUGAGCUGAGCACCCAAAUGUCUUCUGAAUCUUGCAAAGUUGAGGCUGAUGCUACAGAGGCCAGUGGCUCAUCUCCUCCCCUAGAAACAGUGGCAGUUUACAUCAAGGAGGAGCCUCAAGGUGGAGGAGAGGACAUAGCUGUGAAGGUGGAACCAACUGACAGUAGUGAAAAAGAGUGUGGUUCAGACAGUGGGUCGUCGAGGGUGUGUGCAGCUUCAGCUUCUAGAAGAGGUUCAGCAAUGAAUUCAAGUGACAAUGUAAAGCUUAUUUUAGCCGUUGAAAAACACCCUGCAGUUUGGGAUAAGGCCUGCAGCGACUACAAGGACAAGAAUAAAAAAGUCAAUGCAUGGAAGACCAUAUGCAAAGAGGUUACAGUAAAUCAUGCAGAAAUCAAAGAUGACGAAGCAAAAAAUAAUGUUGACUCGUCGUCUGCCCAGUACCAGCUAGGCUCGUCGUCCGUCAACAUAGAGCUCUGA